CUCUCCGUGAAGCCUAGCUGUUGUUUAAUUCAAGGUAAACUAGGCUGGUUGUGAAAAGUGAAGGCAAUGGACCGCUUCCUAGGUUUUGUGAAGCAGAUCAGACGAUCCAGAAGAAGAAAGGGGAAAAAGUACAGACCAGAAGAGGAUUACCAUGAGGGCUAUGAGGAUGUCUAUUACUAUGCUUCCGAACAUUUUCGAAAUGAGAGUCCUUACACUAAGUCCGCCAGCCAGACAAAGCCACCUGAUGGAGCAUUGGCUGUGAGGAGACAGAGCAUCCCAGAGGAAUUCAAAGGGUCUACGGUUGUGGAAUUGAUGAAGAAAGAAGGCACCACCCUCGGGCUCACGGUGUCUGGCGGAAUCGACAAGGAUGGCAAACCAAGAGUCUCUAACCUUCGACAAGGUGGAAUUGCUGCAAGAAGUGAUCAGUUGGAUGUGGGAGACUACAUCAAAGCUGUAAAUGGAAUCAAUCUCACCAAAUUCCGCCAUGAUGAAAUCAUCAGUUUGCUGAAAAAUGUUGGGGAAAGGGUCAUCCUCGAAGUGGAGUAUGAACUCCCAUCCAUCUCUGUACAAGGAUCUGGUGUUGUGUUCCGAACUGCAGAAGUCACCUUACAUAAAGAAGGCAACACUUUUGGCUUUGUAAUACGAGAUUCAGUGGCAACAGCUUCUGGGCCACUACUUGUUGAAGUUGCCAAAACCCCCGGUUCCAGCCUUGGUGUUGCAUUGAGUACUUCGAUGUGCUGUAACAAGCAAGUCAUCAUCAUCGAUAAAAUCAAAUCUGCAAGUAUUGCUGACAGAUGUGGUGCAUUGCAUGUUGGGGACCAUAUUCUUUCCAUCGAUGGAACUAGCAUGGAACAUUGCACAAUGGCAGAAGCUACCCAAUUCCUUGCCAAUACCACAGACCAGGUCAAACUUGAGAUCCUUCCCUAUCACCAGACUCGAGUGGCAUUGAAGGGACCUGAACACGAAAAAGUUCAGAGGAGCAACGGGCAACUUACCUGGGAUCCCUGGGCCAACAACCACAACAGGCUACUCACCUAUCACCAUUAUAACACCUACCGCCCUGACCAUUGCAGGAUGGCAGCCUGGAAAUUCCAGAAACCAACUCCUCCGAAAAACCCUCCAUUCAUUUUUUUUGGUAGUGAAGAAUCAGAAUUGGAUCCUGGACUCGACAAGAGUUCAUUUUCGUGCUCGCCCAAAGCAUGUGAUGCUCUCCGAGAACUGAACACUCUGGGAGUUUGCCAUCUAAUGGAGACAGCAGUAUCACGAACAGAUAUUGAGCAGACAUCAACCAAUGAAUAUAUAAUGAGCGUGCAGAAUAUUUACCUCAUGCACGAGCCUUUAUUUGAUGUUAGCCUGGUGAUAACUAAUUUUUUUAUCUUCUUCUCUAUAGCACCAGCGAGUAGAAAGCCAGGAGAUCCCCUUGUCAUCUCAGAUAUCAAGAGGGGCAGUGUGGCUCACAGAACUGGAACCUUGGAACUUGGAGACAAACUACUGGCCAUUGAUAACAUCCGGCUGGACAACUGCUCCAUGGAAGAUGCAGUUCAGAUCUUACAGCAGUGUGAGGACCUCGUGAAGCUCAAAAUCCGUAAAGAUGAAGAUAACUCCGAUGAACAGGAGAGUUCGGGAGCCAUUAUUUACACGGUGGAGCUCAAGCGCUACGGAGGCCCCCUGGGCAUCACGAUUUCAGGAACGGAGGAGCCUUUCGAUCCCAUAAUCAUCUCCAGCCUCACUAAGGGAGGACUGGCUGAAAGAACCGGUGCAAUCCACAUUGGCGAUCGAAUCCUAGCCAUCAACAGUAGUAGCUUAAAGGGAAAACCUUUGAGUGAAGCCAUCCAUUUGUUACAGAUGGCAGGAGAGACUGUCACCUUGAAAAUUAAGAAGCAGACAGAUGUCCAUUCAGCAUCAAGCCCCAAGAAAUUCCCCGUUCCCAGUCAUUUAAGUGAGCUGAGUGAUGUAGAGGAUGAAACAUCUACUCCACAGAAACCAGGCAAACACUCCGACAUUUACUGCGCUACAGCACCCAGCGUGGACAGUGCUGUUGAAUCAUGGGAUAGCUCUGGUAUGGAUACCAGCUAUGGAAGUCAAGGUCCUGGCUUCCCUGCUUCAGGAUCCAAUUUCAGUGCAUUUGAAUGGAGGAAUCCUAAACAAAGAAGUAGUUUGUCCCCAACUAGCAAGACACUGAACCAAGAAGUGGAUCUGAGUGAUUAUGAAUGGGAAAGGCCGACAACUAGUAGUUUUCCAGGGUCCCACAACAAUGCCGAUGGGGAACAGGAAGAGAACUUCUGGUCUCAAGCCCUGGAGGACUUAGAAACCUGUGGACAGUCAGGAAUUCUGAGAGAGCUUGAGGAGAAAGCGGACAGGCGUCUGUGUUUGAGAAACAUGACUCUCUUGGCCACAAUCAUGCUGGGGAGCACACUGAGCUUGAAUCACGAGGCCGCCGCACCAUCACGCAGUCAGUUAGGACGCCAGGCGAGCUUCCAAGAAAGGAGCACCUCCCGAAGUCACUACAGCCAGGCCACUCGAAGCAACACCCUGCCCGUUGACAUGGGUAGGAAGUCUAUUCCCCCAAGAAAAAUCAAGCAGGAAAUGAAGGAGAUCAUGUCCCCAACUCCUGUGGAACUGCAUAAGGUAACCUUGUACAAGGACUGUGACAUGGAAGACUUUGGGUUCAGCGUAUCAGAUGGAUUGCUGGAAAAAGGAGUAUAUGUUAAAAAUAUUCGCCCCACUGGACCAGGAGACCUAGGUGGCUUAAAACCAUAUGACAGGCUCUUACAGGUUAAUCACGUCCGUACAAGAGAUUUUGACUGCUGCCUCGUCGUACCCCUCAUAGCAGAAUCUGGCAAUAAGUUGGACCUGGUUAUUAGCAGAAACCCCCUGGCUUCUCAGAAGGUAGUCCCAGAUCAACAACGUACUUUACCGGGUGGAGAAUGGGGUGACCAGAACAGAGCUUUCUUUCAACAAUCUGGACAUGGUGGUAGUCUAGAGACACGAGAACCCACUAAUACAUUAUAG
Molecule: messenger RNA, 3012 nt
Organism: Gracilinanus agilis (Agile Gracile Mouse Opossum)
Lineage: Eukaryota; Metazoa; Chordata; Mammalia; Didelphimorphia; Didelphidae
Gene: GRIP1
Product: glutamate receptor interacting protein 1
Exons: 20
Coding region: 67-3012 (981 amino acids)
Biological process (GO): neurotransmitter receptor transport, endosome to postsynaptic membrane
Molecular function (GO): nuclear glucocorticoid receptor binding
Source: RefSeq, a predicted model, not a curated record